Messenger RNA from Myxozyma melibiosi, 1077 nucleotides. RefSeq names its product TFIIE alpha subunit-domain-containing protein. Gene Ontology annotation, cellular component: transcription factor TFIIE complex. Bases 1 to 1077 code for a protein of 358 amino acids. NCBI's taxonomy places the organism in Eukaryota, Fungi, Ascomycota, Lipomycetes, Lipomycetales, Lipomycetaceae. The record is from RefSeq and is a predicted model, not a curated record. The transcript is spliced from 5 exons. Gene Ontology annotation, biological process: transcription initiation at RNA polymerase II promoter; transcription open complex formation at RNA polymerase II promoter.
AUGGAGCACGUGAAAGUACUCAUCCAGUACGUCGCCAGGUCGUUCUACGAGACGAGGCACAUCAUCGUCCUCGAUGCGAUCCUGCGGCACAACAUUUUGUCGGAUGAUGAUCUCUCGCAGAUGGUGGGAAUCCAGAAAAAAGAACUACACAAACUAUGCGCCAAACUUCGCGAUGAUCGGCUGUUGAAAAUUCACUCGCGAGCUGAGCCAAAAGAGGGACAGCAGCGGCCUAUACAGCGUACAUACUACUUUAUUCAAUACCGGGAGGCGGUGGAUGCAAUUAAAUGGCGAGUUCACAAGCUAGGCGAGACGUUCAACGACCAGAUGAGAAACGACGUGGAUCGCCAAGGUUACGCGUGCCCUCUUUGCAAACGGCGGUAUAACGCCCUCGAAGUCCUACCGCUCCAAGCACCUGAUCUCUCCGGCUUCAUAUGCGCCGAUUGCGGAACCACUCUCAGCGACGAUGAUGAUAGCGAUGAGUUGAGGAUCAGUCAGGAGCGACUAGCGAGGCUUAUGUCGCAAAUCAGAAGGAUUAUCGAUACAUUGAAGAAGAUUGAUGAUACAUAUAUUCCAGACAACGAUUUCGAGAGUUCUCUCAAGACUGCGGUCGCCACAAACAUGGAUUCCAAGAGCACCGAGCACGAAUCCGUCGGCUACGCCGCCAAAGGCGUCAACAGCAACGCUCUCUCUCUCGAAGUCGAUCUCUCCGGCGACAGCAACGAACGGGCCAAGAAGGCCGCCUUGCAAGCCAAGCUCGAGGAAUCUGCAAAUAACGCUCUUCCCGUUUGGUACCAGAAGAGUACUAUUGGUGCCGAAUCUGAGAAGGCAGCGGAGGAAGAUGGCAAGGUUGGUGAUGCUGAAGAGGGAGAUUCCAAGGCUGGCAUCGUGGGUGAUGUCAAGCCUGCGGUUUCUGAUCUUGAGGCGGCGCCGGCGGCGGAAGCGGACGCGGAGGAUGUGAUUGCGGCGUAUUACAAUAGUUUACAGCAGACAGGCAACGACGAAGAAGAAGAGGAUGAUGACGAUGACGACGAUGAUGAUGACGACGACGACGACGAAUUCGAAGAGGUCGAGGUUUAG